Messenger RNA from Lentinula edodes (shiitake mushroom), 1010 nucleotides. RefSeq lists its product as uncharacterized. NCBI's taxonomy places the organism in Eukaryota, Fungi, Basidiomycota, Agaricomycetes, Agaricales, Omphalotaceae. The coding region runs from base 6 to 968 and encodes 320 amino acids. The transcript is spliced from 12 exons. The record is from RefSeq and is a predicted model, not a curated record.
AGAUAAUGUCAUCUCCUCUUCUCUAUUCCCUUGGUCUUGAAAAUGCACUACUUCAUACCCAGUGGCAUGGUUAUUUUGAAGUUACUGCUCUAACAUUACUGUUGUGGGAUUACAUUCUCACAUUCCAGAGCGAGCUGGAGCUCAUAUGGGGCCGACCCAAGAAUGGAGUUACUUUCCUAUUUCUAGCUAAUCGCUACCUUGCUGUUGUAGCACAACUUGUGACAACAUAUGCUCAUGUGAGCUCAAAUGUUACCUACGAGGUCAGCGUAUUUGCCAUUGCAUAUUGGCUCAUCGGAACAAGCAUUCUUCAACUAGCUCUCACUGACGGAAUUGUUUGGCUCAGUGUCUGCUCCUUGUAUCGCAAUACAAGUGCGGUUCGGUGGCCUUUAUUGGGCCUGAUGAUAACGUGUAUGCUAUGUGGGGUCUCUGUGGUAGGAGUAGUCGGGUCACACUCAAAAGGCGCCGCUCAACUUGCUCCUGGCUUCAAGCAAUGCACAGUUUAUACCCAGUACCACAAUCUAUGGCUUUUCUGGGUCCCUCUUUUGGUUUAUGAAACCACCACAUUUAUAUUAGUCAUUAGGCUCUUCAUUCAGUACCAACGAAAUCGCAAAGAAUGGACUUCAAAUCUAUUGGAGCUAUUGCUGAAUGAUAUGCUUCUCUAUCUAGCUAUCAUCUUUGUUGCAUUCAUUGGAAAUACAAUUCUGUUCGCAAAUCCGGAUCCUACUCUCUCAGGAAUUUUAGAUCCACCGACAGUUGUCUUAUUGUCAAUUUUAGGAAAUCAUAUGCUGCUUAAUCUUCGAGCGGAAAGCAAACGCGCGGCACAGGGAAUGAUAUAUCAAAGUGGUGUCCGAGAUCCCGGUACUCCUGGACCUGGGGAAGGUGGUAGAAGAAAUAUCCCACAGCAAGGAGACUUAGGAAUAACCGGUACAGGAUUGGAGACAAUGGUAUUUACUACUGCUACAGUUUAGAAAUCAAUGCCCUAGACCAUACUAUUAGAUAUGUAUUUAUGC